AUGGCUUGCAAACAAAGACGUGUGGCAUUGAACGAGUGGGGUCCGCCGAACCGUGGUGCCGUCCUACCAGCUUCGAAUGUGUCUGCCGCAACCUCGGCUUCUAUUUUCUUCGCCACGUCCUUCCUUGGGAAACAUGAUCAAUCUGUCGCUGGCUCUCUUCGGGAUGCACCUUUGGUCCACCUGUGUUUGGCCCGAUCGUUUGGCCAAGUCCAUGUGGGAAAGGUGGCGAAUGGAGCACGAAGCGGCCGUCUCGGCCUUGGAUGCCCGCAGUUUAAUGCUGCUAGCAUGAGCAACUGGGUGUUUGUCCGGAUCAGCUCGGCUGCUCGUAUAGUGACAUCCAUUCAGGCUGCACACUCCUUUGCUUUCAGCGACUCAGGCCAGUGUUUCUCUCGCUGUAACGCCAUUGCAAGCGAGUGUGAAAGUCUCGCAGGAUCAACAUCUGCUCUGAUGUGGAGGCUCUCCGAUACUAAAGUCUGCGGACCAGGCUGA
Messenger RNA from Trichoderma reesei QM6a, 489 nucleotides. RefSeq lists its product as uncharacterized. The transcript has 4 exons. The coding region runs from base 1 to 489 and encodes 162 amino acids. The record is from RefSeq and is a predicted model, not a curated record. Lineage: Eukaryota; Fungi; Ascomycota; Sordariomycetes; Hypocreales; Hypocreaceae.